Molecule: messenger RNA, 3300 nt
Organism: Penicillium coprophilum
Lineage: Eukaryota; Fungi; Ascomycota; Eurotiomycetes; Eurotiales; Aspergillaceae
Product: lipase family protein
Exons: 2
Coding region: 1-3300 (1099 amino acids)
Biological process (GO): lipid metabolic process
Source: RefSeq, a predicted model, not a curated record
AUGGACUAUGCCCACGCUCACGCUCCCUCAGGAUCAACUCUACUCCCGCGGCCAGUCGCGUCAUUGAUAUCUUUGAUUACCCAGUCAACCUCACUAUCCUUACGACUAGGUACAUUCUUUGGCGGGGCAGCUCUGGAUGGCGCGCGAGCCACAACUCUGACUAGCUUGGAACUAAGCCGGGCUUUAGUCGAAGGAAUCUUGACGAGGGCAGGACGAGAUGUCGCCAUUCGUAGUGGCGAUGAACACGGUAGAACAGAAGCCGAGUCUCUCCUCGAGCGAAGUUUGGCAACGCUCCACACGACAGUGACCUCGGCAUCUUUUUUUGCCGCAGCAACUUUUCAUUUCUCGUCAACUACUCUGUCAUCUGUUGCAAAUAUAUCGCAGGCGCUUCUGUCUACUUUGGAUGCCAUUCUUGGGUCUACCGAGUCUUCGAGAGCUAUUGCGGCCAUUAUCACGCUUAUUCGGCGUGAAUUUAGAUCCGUUGAACCCGGUGCAAGUACCGAGAAUAUCGGCGUUGGGGAUCUCCUCAUCGGCUCUCUAGGCUUCGCGCUAUUGCAGCGUUGGGGUAAGAAGAAUACCGAAAGACAUCUGCGGCAGAAUGGCGGGGAUGAGAUUGUUUGGGAUGUUGUCAUCCUGGACAACGGCGCAAGAGCAGAUGUGAUCGGGUUCCAUCAACUGCAAUUUCCCGAUCGCAAUAAUGAGGAGUUCGUGGAACCUGGCAGUGCUUCCUUUGUGAUGCCUGGAAAUGGUGAGGAAGCCUUGGAUGUAGUUCGGCGGUCGAGCUUGUCUGAUUCAUUUGGGCAUCGCCUCUCUAUUCCACUAGAUGGUCAGCAGCAAGUGUCUGAUGAGGAUAUCCGCGCUUAUAUUAUGAGCCAACUUCCACCGGGCUGUCACGCAUCUAUUAGAUCGGAAGUCCUGACCGCGCGGACGAUCACGGUCGAUAUAUACGAUGAUGAUACAGCAGAGAUCGCUGCGCCGCCUGGUACGAAGAUGAUAGAGGAGAGAUUCCAUCAUGACCAUGAUCAUGGGGAUAUCAAUACGGCUGAUGACCAGCGACGAUCUCCCAGGCAUACAGUGGUGUUUAGGACAGCCUUCAACAAAUCCCAGGAUACCCAGCUGCGACACUAUGAUGGCUCUGGAAUUUCUGUCCUACCUGAGCCUAAUCAUCAUAAACGAGCAUUGCCGAGCAACUCAUUGUCCAGUAGUCCGGUGAAGUCUCAACAUGAUCAUUCUCAUUUGCAUCCCGAUGCCACUCAGAGCGUUGCUCCCAAGCACCGUGAAAUGAUUCCGGACUCGCCGACUGAAUCUUCCCGGCCUACGCUGAGCAAAGGCCCAUUCGCAAAAUUUGCACAAAAGGUUAAGCCAGCUGUUCUGGAAAGAAAUGAGGUCAAGCGGUCACCAGGAAAGAGGUCAUCUAUAAACUCAUCUGGGCCCUCGGUGGUUACAAGUCCGCGUCUGCCUCCCAGGCCUACAAAAGGAACAGCGGCUGUGAAGCAAGCAACUGCGCAAGAGGCUUCCAGCAGACCCACUCUCAAGAAGAGCCAAACCGAACCUCUAAGCUAUCGACCGACAACCCCUGUCCCAAAUCGGGGGUUAAGAAGGUCGCCCUUCCCUAACUCCACUCAAAGACAAUCGCCAGAGUCGCAAGGGAAACACACUUCAUCUCACGAUAUGCAUGCUUCAAGGGGCUCACGAGGGGGCCAUUUCGCGAUGCGAGAGAAGAGUCAAGAGUCGCUCCUCACUCAAACCGACACAUUCUUAUCACGUCGUGGUGUUGGUACGCGUCCUGGAUCACCUGCCGCGGUCCAGACUCACGUUCGCAGCAGCAGCUCCUUGUCUGUGACACGAUCAGAGGCAGACGGGAAUGUGUAUGCAAAUGAUAGCCGUCCUGGCUCGUCAGCUAUGCAUCACAGAUCCCGAUCAUACACCCCCAGCCUGUAUUCACUAGCAACUGCUGGGUCUGAGACCUCGCUACUGCUUGCGCAUCGGCCUCGCAAAAGUGCGUAUGAAGAUAUGGAAACCAUCCAGGCGCUCAACCGCGAUGGCUUUGUUCCAGGCAUCUUUCCAGAGAGACACUUCGUACAAAACAUUCGCCGGUUCUGCCGGUUCUCCGCUGCCUCAUAUGGCUCGAAUGCGCUCAAAGUCAUGGGCGUUCAUAAUGGCUCGAAGAAUCUACCUAAUACCAAGUCAGACGGCCACGAGCACAGUGCGUUCUCAGAGAACGCAGGUCUCCCGCCCUCUACGAUCCUCCUAUCGUCAUUCGUUGAUCCAGCUGGUGGCUCCAACUCAGCUGGCGAAACAGAGACAGGCUUCCCACUGAUCCACUAUCUUUCCAUCGAUCACGACUCCAAAGCUGUGGUCCUGACUCUACGAGGAACAUGGGGCUUCGAGGACAUCCUCACAGACAUGACCUGCGAUUACGACGACCUUGAAUGGCAGGGCAAAAGCUGGAAGGUGCACAAAGGCAUGCACGCCUCAGCCAAGCGGCUUCUAGAGGGCGGCGGCGGCCGAGUAAUGAUCACCCUACGCGCAGCACUAGAAGAAUUCCAAGACUACGGCAUAGUUCUAUGCGGACACUCGCUUGGCGGAGGCGUCGCAGCCCUUCUCGCAACGAUGAUUUCAGAACCAAACCCAUCCACAACAGGCACAUCCUUCAUAACAAGCUCAUACCAACCCGCCACUCGUCCCCGCUUCUUAACCGCAGAUGCCAACCCCAGCACUCCAGACCCAAGCCCACCAACCUACACCCUCCCCGCGAACCGACCAAUCCAUGUCUACGCCUACGGGCCCCCGGCCACGAUGUCCCCCUUCCUCCGCCUCGCCACACGGGGCCUAAUAACAACAAUCGUGAACGGCUCAGACAUAGUCCCCAGCCUGUCACUAGGCAUCCUACACGACAUGCACACAGCGUCGCUAUCCUUCAAAGACGACGCCACAGGCGCGAAAGCACACAUCCGACAACGGGUCCGCGAUUCCCUCCGCCAAAGCAUUAUCCACAAAUUCUACGUCAACCAGCCACCGCUAGUCGUCAAUGCGGGCGACGGCGUCGGCGAAGAUGCCUGGGCGUGGAAGACGUUGAAACUGCUGCGGGAUGAGAUGCGUGCGCCGAAGCUUAUGCCGCCCGGUGAGGUGUUUGUCGUUGAGACGAUGCGGGUUCUGCAGCGGGAUGCGUUUACAGCGCCGGAGCUUGGGAUCGAUGGGUUUCCGCGUCUUGGAAGGCCUGCGACUCGUGUGCAGAUUCGGUUUAUUCGGGAUGUGGAUGCUUGGUUUGGUGAGUUGCGGUUUGCGGGGGGAUGUUGA